CUAAGACACAGGCGGUGCAGGCAGUAUUAUUGCAGUCCUGCAAAGUUCGCUUUCUCAGACGGAAUCAGCAAGAAACUUGUACAGUUCAGUUUACACCGGGACUUGUGAAAAGAUUUCAGCUUUAACUUGGCAAAAAUGAGACUUUAUUCCUUGCUUUUGUUUCAAGGGAUUUUCAUCUGUGCACUUUUCCCUCUGACGAACUGCGAAGAGCAGCGAAUCCCCGAAGAGAAACUUCUAGUCGUGACAGUAGCAACCAAAGAGACAGAUGGCUUCAGGCGUUUCUUGAGGUCGGCUAAAUACUUAAACUACACUGUCAAGGUUCUUGGCCGGGGUCAGAAAUGGAGAGGAGGCGAUUACAUGUCAGCUCCAGGAGGAGGCCAGAAAGUGCGACUCCUCAAAGGAGCGUUGGAGGAGAUGAAGGAUGAGGACAAAAUCGUCCUUUUUAUUGACAGCUAUGAUGUGGUUUUUGCCUCGGGUCCCAAGGAGCUCCUCAAGAAGUUCCAGCAGGCCAGACACAAGGUGGUGUUCUCCUCUGAGAGCCUGAUCUGGCCCGACAGACACCUGGAGGACAAACACCCCCACGUCAGGGAGGGCAACAGGUUCCUGGGCUCAGGGGGUUUUAUUGGCUACCUUCCCAACAUCAAAGAAAUGGUUUCUGACUGGACGGGUGAAGAUAAUGAGAGUGACCAGCUGUUCUUCACCAAGAUUUACAUUGAUCCAGCAAAAAAAAAAUCCAUAAAUAUCACACUGGACAGCAAAUGCAGAUUAUUCCAGAACCUCCAUGGAGCCCUCGAUGAGGUGGUACUGAAAUUUGAGGAUGGUUGGGUACGAGCCAGAAACGUGCUGUAUGAUACCCUGCCUGUCAUCAUCCAUGGGAAUGGACCAACCAAGCUCCAGAUCAACUACCUGGGUAACUACAUCCCUAAUACAUGGACAUUUGAGACUGGAUGCACAGUGUGCCAUGAGGAUCUCCACCCUCUCACAGCUCUUAAGCAGGAGAGUGAAUACCCACUGGUGGUGAUUGGCAUCUUCAUUCAGCAGCCUACCCCCUUUGUCACAGUGUUUUUUGAACGUCUACUGAAGCUCGAGUACCCCAAGAACCAGCUCAAACUCUUCAUUUACAACCAGGAAGCUCAUCACGAGCGUCAGGUCAGCUCUUUCCUGCAGGAUCAUGGAAGCCUUUAUCAGAAUGUCAAGUUCAUUGGGCAUGGAGAGGACAUGGACGGAGCUGAUUCCCACAACCUGGGCUUUGAUAUGUGCCGGAAAGACAAAGACUGUGACUACUUCUUCAGCUUGGACAUUGAAGUGGUCUUAAAGAAUGAAAACACACUCAAAAUUCUCAUUGAGCAAAACCUUCCUAUUGUAGCACCAAUGAUUACUCGAGCUGGCCGACUUUGGAGCAACUUCUGGGGAGCCCUCAGUGCAGAUGGCUACUACGCCAGGUCUGAGGACUACGUUGACAUAGUUCAAGGACGCAGAGUGGGUGUGUGGAAUGUUCCGUAUGUGUCCAGUGUGUACCUGGUGAAGGCCAGCCUCCUUCGAUCAGAGCUCACAGACUACGAGCUCUUUAACUCGCACAUCUUAGACCCUGACAUGGCUUACUGCCACAAUGCACGCAACAAGGGAAUCUUCAUGUAUGUAACCAACAUGCACAGUUUCGGCCGUAUCCUAUCCACAGAAAACUAUCAGACCAACCACCUUCAUAAUGAUCUGUGGCAGAUCUUUGAAAACCCAGUGGACUGGCAGGAGCGCUACAUUCAUGAGAACUACACUCACAUCAUGAAAGACAAGCUGAUUGAAACUCCUUGUCCUGAUGUGUAUUGGUUCCCAGUUUUCUCUGAUGUUGCUUGUAACCACCUUGUUGAAGAAAUGGAACACUUUGGGAAGUGGUCUGGAGGACGCAAUGUGGACACCAGAAUCCAAGGUGGCUAUGAGAAUGUCCCCACCAUCGAUAUCCACAUGAAUCAAAUCAGCUUUGAAAAGGAAUGGCAUACUUUCUUACUGGAGUACAUAGCAGUGAUAACAGAGAAAAUGUAUCCUGGUUACUACACCAAGGCUCAGUUUGACUUGGCCUUUGUAGUUAGAUAUAAGCCAGAUGAGCAGCCCUCUUUGAGGCCACACCAUGACGCUUCCACAUUCACUAUAAACAUUGCACUCAAUCAAGUUGGCCUUGAUUACGAGGGUGGUGGAUGCAAGUUCCUGCGCUACAACUGCUCCAUUCAGGCUCCUCGUAAAGGCUGGGCCCUCAUGCACCCGGGACGCCUCACCCACUACCACGAAGGCUUGCCAACCACCGCUGGCGUCCGGUACAUUUCAGUGUCCUUUGUGGAUCCCUGAACUCCCAAAGAUGGCACACCUCACCGGCUAGUCCAGACCAAAGAGGACAGACAACUGUCCACAUCCUUCAGCAUCACAGCUGCUCUUUAUUCUCUGAUUUGGAGUGGUGACAUUUCUUUUUUCAUUAAUUUCCUUGUUUUAAUGUCCAAGAUGUUUCUGUCUCACUUAAAAGAAUUUUAUGCAA
Messenger RNA from Xiphias gladius (swordfish), 2521 nucleotides. RefSeq names its product procollagen-lysine, 2-oxoglutarate 5-dioxygenase 1a (gene plod1a). Gene Ontology annotation, cellular component: endoplasmic reticulum. The record is from RefSeq and is a predicted model, not a curated record. The transcript has 19 exons. Gene Ontology annotation, molecular function: iron ion binding; L-ascorbic acid binding; procollagen-lysine 5-dioxygenase activity. Gene Ontology annotation, biological process: peptidyl-lysine hydroxylation. The coding region runs from base 136 to 2337 and encodes 733 amino acids. Lineage: Eukaryota; Metazoa; Chordata; Actinopteri; Istiophoriformes; Xiphiidae.